AUGCGAGUCACUUUUCUAUCUUCCUUGGUGGCCUUUACUGUCACUACCACAGCCAUUCUCGUUACAUAUCCCCCAAAGGGUGCAAAGAUCGAUUGGAGCAAGCCAGUUACAAUCAAGUGGGACUCCGUGGAGACUGACCCUUCCACCUUUGAUCUAUACGUUGUCAAUCAGGCUGUCAACCCAAGUGUCUCGACCCUCGUCGCCUCCGAUAUUGAGACUUCGAAGGGAUCGUACACCAUCAAAGCUAAUAACGAGGAUUUGACUACUUCCGAUACUGGCGGUGGCUACCAAAUCGACCUUAAGUCGAGUAGCGGCGAUGGCAUUCUCGCUCAGUCGCAGCAAUUCAAAUUCCUCUUCCUUGUCUACUUCUACCCCUUCUACCACUUCAAAAUCCACUUCAAUGUCUUCAUCCACCACUUCUUCCUCGAUUUCUACCUCGAGUACAUCUACAUCAUCAAAGACUACCCAUUCAAGUACUACAAAGACUCAUUCAUCUACUUCUUCAGCCCCCACAUCAACGUCGAAGUCUACUUCUACAUCUUCUUCUACUCUGUCUACCUCCACAUCCCAUUCCACUACGAAGACCCAAACUACUACACAUACCUCUACUUCCUCUACAAGCACCAAAACCUCUUCGUCGACCACUUCAACUUCGACUUCUACCAAGACGACUAUGUCCACUACCCAGCACACCAAGACAAUGGAAACCACCUCUACCGCUUCGGCAUCUACUACGUCCAAUGCCGCUGGUUUGCUCAUGCCUCCCAACAAAGCUGGCAGUCUGCUUUUGGGUCUUGUCGCCCUUGCUCUCUGAAAAGUUUCCAUCGGCAUACUACUGGUCUUCUUCGCGGUUCGGCCAAAAUGGCUCUCGAAUUGACGAGGAACAGUGUUGUGAUUUCUAGGUCACCUUAUUAG
Penicillium cataractarum is the source of this 915-nucleotide messenger RNA. Its product is annotated as GPI anchored serine-threonine rich family protein. Bases 1 to 915 code for a protein of 304 amino acids. The transcript has 6 exons. The record is from RefSeq and is a predicted model, not a curated record. Lineage: Eukaryota; Fungi; Ascomycota; Eurotiomycetes; Eurotiales; Aspergillaceae.